AUGGGGGAAGAAAUAGAGAUCGUCAAUUACCUCUUUAGGCGGUUGCAUCAGCUUGGUAUCAGAUCCGUCCACGGUGUCCCAGGGGACUUCAACUUAGUCGCCUUAGACUAUCUCGAACCCGCUGGUCUUCACUGGGUUGGAAAUUGUAGUGAACUCAACGCCGGCUAUGCUGCUGAUGGCUAUGCAAGAAUCAAUGGGAUGUCUGCCAUAAUCACAACUUUCGGCGUUGGAGAACUUAGUGCAGUUCCUGCUAUUGCUGGCUCCUACAGCGAGCGCGUUUCCGUUGUCCACAUUGUCGGCAUACCUUCAGCCAAGGCUAAAAAGCACGGGGUGCCAGUCCACCAUUCCUUUGCUGAUGGCGACUACUCUGUCUUCAGGAAUAUAUCGAAAAAUAUAUCCCAAGCCAGUAUUAUUCUUGACGAUUCAAAAAACGCGGCAAAGGAUAUUGAUAGUGUUUUACAAGGGCUCCCCACCGACAUGGUGCUUUCAAUGAUUCCCGCACAAGGCCUUAAUACCCCAUUAGACCUUGCCGUGUCUCCAAACGACCCAAAUGCUGAAGCGAAUGCUGUUGAAUUGAUUUCCAAGGCAUUGUAUGAAUCGAAUAAUGCCAUAGUACUCGUAGAUGGUGGUGCUAUACGGUACCGUGCCCUGAAGGAGACUCAGGAAUUUGUUGAUCGGUCGCAACUUCCCAUUUUUGCGACCUCCAUGGGUAGGGGAGCUAUUAAUGAAGCCGACCCCAACUUCAAAGGAGUGUACAUCGGUGACGUGUCUGGACCAGAAAUUCAGCAGGCAGUCCAGUCUGCCGACCUCGUUUUCUCCAUCGGGGCCGUGGACUGUGACUUCAAUAGUGGCGGCUUUACUAAUCGCACAGAAACCAAGCAUACGAUUGAACUUCACCCCAAUUACACUAAAGUCGGCUACGCUACUUACGCCAAUGUGGGGAUGAAAUUGCUUCUACAAAAGCUACUCGAUGUUGUUGAUUUUCAGAAAGUUCACUCGCCACAGGAUGCGCUAGCUAGAACAAACGUGCUCCAGAGGCUAAGCGACGAAGCAGAAUCUCCUGAAUAUACAAGUCAAGAAAUUAGCCAAAAGUGGCUCUGGAGCAAUAUUGGUGAUUGGUUGCAAGAAGGUGAUGUAGUAAUUGCAGAUGUUGGCACCUCAAGUUUCGGUAUCAUGAGCACUCGCUUCCCAAAGGGGGUUACUUGCAUAACACAGGUGCUUUGGGGCUCAAUCGGGUUUUCGGUGGGCUCUUGUCAGGGUGCCGCUCUCGCCGUUGUGGAAAGUGACCAACCGUCCCGUAGAGUCAUCUUAUUCGUGGGAGAUGGGUCCUUUCAACUUACAGGGACUGAAGUUUCUACAAUGAUUAGACACGGUCUAAAACCCAUCAUCGUUCUUAUUAACAAUGAUGGAUAUACUACUGAAAGGAUAGCCCAUGGACCAGAAAUGGGUUAUAAUGAUAUUCAACCGUGGAAAUAUCGAAAAUUUUUGAAAGCAUUUGGAGCGAAUAAAGGCGAGUAUAAGAACUUCGCCAUUAAGACUAAGUCUCAGUUUAAGAGUUUGUUUAAACAAGGGACUGAGUUCUCGAAGGCGAAUGUUAUUCAGUUGGUGGACUUAUACACCGCAAGAAUGGAUGCUCCUAUUGGUCUCACUGAUACAUGGCGCAAAGUAUCGGAGUUUCACGCCAAAUUGUAA
Molecule: messenger RNA, 1692 nt
Organism: Orbilia oligospora ATCC 24927
Lineage: Eukaryota; Fungi; Ascomycota; Orbiliomycetes; Orbiliales; Orbiliaceae
Exons: 8
Coding region: 1-1692 (563 amino acids)
Molecular function (GO): carboxy-lyase activity; magnesium ion binding; thiamine pyrophosphate binding
Source: RefSeq, a predicted model, not a curated record